AUUACAGCUCGUUGGAAGAGCUCUUGCAAACGAAUGAUCCUCUCCGCGGGUUGAAUCUCAACGGUUGAGGUCCUACUUCACCUCGCAGUGUAUGGAGCCUGCAAGAGACCUGGACCCCUACGGCGUCAUCAUCUUCUCGGGGGACGUCCCAGGUGUGAGGGAUGACUUCGCGGAGAGGGUCUCCCGCCUCCUUGCUACGUCGUCCUCCGAAGAGGACGCACGCAAGGCGGCCGCUCAAGAGAUAUACAAGUGCUCUUGGGGCCCGACCCGCGUGCCCGUCUACGAUCUCAUCCUCCUCGCGAGGCUCAUCUUGGGGGACUCGCAGCCGCACCUUUUGGACGUCGCGCGCUUCCUCAUUUCCGAGGCGAAGGUGCCCGUUGACGGCGUCGACCUGUCGGGUUCGCAAGCCAUCUACCACUGCGUUACAACCAAGCCCGCGUUCGAUCCCGAAUUCGCGCAGAUUUUGUAUGACGCGGGUGGGGACGUGAACGCACGGAACCGCUACGGGGGCACGCCCGCGCACGAGAUCGUGCUCGUGUACGACCUGGUCGACCGGCAGAAGAUGCAGCGCUCCGCGGACGCGCUCAAGUGGGUCCUUGACCACGGUGGCAACCUCGACGUCAAGGACAACGACGGCAGCACAGCGCGUGGCUGCAUCGACACUAUGCGCAGCAAACUUUCGAGCGCACGGAGGAACCUCCGCCUGCCGAUGUGGGACGUGUUGGAUCGCGAGGACCGGCGGAGAGUACGGCUGGCGGACAGUAUAUGCGGGUUCUGUGGGCGGGACGACGUGAAGCUGUUGAAAUGUUCGCAGUGCAUGAAGGUCCGGUAUUGUGCACCGCCGAGGGGCUGUCAGAAGAUGGACUGGCCGAAGCACAAGGUGCCGUGCAAGGCUGCCUCCAGUACUCAACCUCAACCUGCGGCGCAGGCCACCUACCUCGGGAUGCCACUCUCAUAGCUCGGUGGUCCUGGUCUCGUGUGUAUGACAGCAUACUACUUGUCUACAGUUGUAACCCCAUACAUGCGAUGAAAGCUGACAAUAUGCGCAGCUCAUAUGUCAUACAUGCAACCGGGUUGUAAGAGGGCCUACAGUACUAGUGAUAAUAGGUCGACUCACAAUUUACAUGUAGUACAUACAUGCUCGCCAGUACUUGGCUAUACUGUCGAGACACUAUGAUCAUGGACGUUGUUGCGUAGACUGCAUCGUGACUAUUCGAUUGAGCUGUCACUGGCAGAUGAGAACACUCGAGCAGUCGAGUACUCAGUCCUCCGGCCAGGAUGUUUGUCGAUCGUCCGUGUUUGCAUCCACAGUCGCGCCAGCG
Fomitopsis serialis is the source of this 1322-nucleotide messenger RNA. RefSeq lists its product as uncharacterized. The coding region runs from base 92 to 958 and encodes 288 amino acids. The transcript is spliced from 2 exons. The record is from RefSeq and is a predicted model, not a curated record. NCBI's taxonomy places the organism in Eukaryota, Fungi, Basidiomycota, Agaricomycetes, Polyporales, Fomitopsidaceae.